AUGACUUUCAUCACCAUUUUCAUCUGGACACUUUUGUGUUGUAUGAAAGGAUCCAGAGGUCAGGUCACAGUGACUCAGACUCCUGCAGUGAAAGCAGUUCUUCCAGGAGAUACUGUUAUAAUCAGCUGUAAAACCAGCACUACACCAGCCUGUAGCCCACACUGUUUGCACUGGUACCAACACAAACCUGGACAGGCUCCUAAACUCCUGAUUAAGUUUGUAAGCACCCGUCUGUCUGGAGUUCCAGCUCGUUUCAGUGGCAGUGGAUCUGGGACUGACUUCACUCUGACCAUCAGUAACAUCCAGACUGAAGAUGCAGUAGAUUAUUACUGUCAGAGUUUCCACUUGAUCAGUAGCAAAGCUGUGUUCACACCGUUUGAGAUCAGUUUUUCUGCGUCAAGCAUGACUUUCAUCACCAUCCUAAUCUGUGCAAUUUUCUGUUGUAUGAAAGGGUCCAGAGGUCAGGUCACAGUGACUCAGACUCCUGCAGGGAAAGCAGUUCUUCCAGGAGACACUGUUGUAAUCAGCUGUAGACUCAGCACUCCACCCACAGGCUGUAGUCCACACUGUUUAGCCUGGUACCAACAGAAACCUGGAGUGGCUCCUAAACUCCUGAUUUAUUAUACAAGCACCCGUCAGUCUGGAGUUCCAGAUCGUUUCAGUGGCAGUGGAUCUGGGACUGAUUUUACUCUGACCAUCAGUAACAUCCAGACUGAAGAUGCAGGAGAUUAUUACUGUCAGAGUUUCCACUACAUCAAUAGCAAAUAUGUGUUCACACAGUGA
This is a messenger RNA of Chanos chanos (milkfish), 783 nucleotides long. RefSeq lists its product as uncharacterized. NCBI's taxonomy places the organism in Eukaryota, Metazoa, Chordata, Actinopteri, Gonorynchiformes, Chanidae. The record is from RefSeq and is a predicted model, not a curated record. The coding region runs from base 1 to 783 and encodes 260 amino acids. The transcript has 5 exons.